This is a messenger RNA of Symbiodinium sp. CCMP2592, 1860 nucleotides long. NCBI's taxonomy places the organism in Eukaryota, Dinophyceae, Suessiales, Symbiodiniaceae. The record is from the annotation of a GenBank genome assembly.
AUGCCGGGCGGCGACAUGUCUCCGCACUUGCAUGCUUGGUUGGAGGCGGCCGUCAGGGCCUUGAACUGGCUGGCACUAGGGUUAUUGGUUAUAGGCGAGGGUCCAUGUACUGUCGCACAAGAAUCUCUGUUAAGUGAGCUGCGAACUGGUUUCGGAAACCUUUGUACUCUCUCAGAGGAAGAAUUUGACAGCUCUCCGAUUGAGAGCUAUUGGAAGUCACGCAGUGUAAAUGGGUAUGGUGAGGAAGUGCAUAGUGCCUUGUAUUUCCGUUGGGCCAAUGUGGAGCACAGCUUGCCGAAGCGAGAGCUCGCCGGAGCUCUUGAUGGUGUUAGUGUAGCCUCAGGGGGUAUCAAAGAUUUCUUGGCUAACCCAUUGCGGUAUCUGAAGCCGGAGAAUGCACGGACAUGGAUGACAACACCCAGAGUGAUGGUCUCUAAUGAUGAUUGGCCGGAGGUAGCAGCAGGUCUGGUUGAGCGUCGGAUUUGUGAGGUCAUUCCUUUAAGCCAAGUGAUUCAUGUGCAGGGCAAGCCCAUCCUCGGGGGCCUUUUCGGGGUGCCGAAGAUGGAGGAAAUUGAUGGGGUUCCUGUGUUGAGACUUAUCAUGGAUCUGAGGCCGAUCAAUCAGUUGUUUGAAGCCGUCGCUGGAGACCUGCAUACAUUGCCCAUGCUGAGCCAACUGUUUCCGUUGGAAAUAUUCCCAGAGGAAGACAUUCUAGUGUCGUCUGAGGAUAUAAAGGCGAUGUUUUACAUUGUGGGGUUGAGUGAAGAAUGGAGGCCCCUCCUAGCCUUCGGGAGGGAAGUCCCAAACCACAUGCGGCCAGCCGGAGUAUCAGAGCCUUGCGUUCUCUCCAGUAGGGUGUUGCCAAUGGGUUUCAUCAACUCGGUUUCGGUGGCUCAGACUCUGCAUCGAAACAUCGUCCACAUAGCGAUUGAUCGUUUGGGGAUAAGCCGCGAAGCAGAAGUAAGGCGUGACCAACCUUUGCCCAUCUCUAGUCAAGCCUACCGGGCUUAUUUGGAUAAUUUUGACCUGCUCCAGCGCACCAAUCGGGAGGCUUCACGUCUCCUGAGCGGGAAACUUAGCGCAGAGGCCCUUGCUCUGCGUCAGGUUUACGAGGAGUUGGAUAUCCCUGUAAACGAGAAAAAAUCAGUUAAGACUCAACUCUUGGGGGAGAUGCAAGGGGGGUUGAUUGAUGGGAAGAAAGGCAUCGUCAGCCCGAAGCCUGACAAAGUGGCUAGAUACCUGCGGGGUGUUUGGUAUCUCCUUCAGAGUAAGACAACGGAUUUGAAGCGCAUCCAAAUGGUCGCUGGGGGUCUUGUUUAUUUAUUCAGCUACAAAAAGUGUUUGAUGAGCUGCCUGAAUGUGAUUUGGGAGUUUAUCUCCAGUUUCGGAGGGCGUUUGGGAGUUUGGAAACCUAUUCCCAAUCAAGUUCGUGAGGAGUUGUUUUGUUGCGCCUCACUAUCUCCCCUUGCCUACAUCAACUUAAGAGCUCCUUACGAUGCCACCGUCACUGCCAGUGAUGCCUCUGAAAGUGGAGGAGGUUUGUCCUUCAGUUGUGGUUUGACUCCCUUCGGUGCGAAUGCUGCGACCAAGUCAGUUCGGGGUCUCGUUACCGAGAGUCCUGAUGACGAUCAGGUUUUGGUGAUCUCUCUCUUUGAUGGUAUUGGCGCAUGCCGUGUUGCACUUGACGUUCUUCGUGCCAAGGUGGGAGGAUAUAUUGCUGUGGAGGCCGAUGCUUCUGCAAGACGAGUUGUGGAAAGCGUAUUUGGUACCACAGAGUUUGUGCAUUCUGUUGAAGAGAUUUCUAGCGACUUGGUGAAGGAGUGGGGAUAUUGCCAUUUGAAUUGGAUGCAGCAGGACUGA